CUAUUUUUCUCUCUCUUGUUGACAACGUUGCUGAUCGUUAUCAUUUUUAUCUUCAAUUUCAAGAGCUUUAUCAACAAUAGGUGAAUUUUGAUGGAAAACAAUAACCAAUAUUAUGGAAAUGGCAACAAUACCAACAACAAUAGUUGCAAUAGCAACAUGCCAACAAUAGAUGACACAAACCUUGAUUUUUCAAACUUGGAUAUGUUUUCCGUUACAGACAUGGGUGAACUUCCUCAUAGUGCAUCCAUGGACAACAUAUUAGAGGAAUUGUUGCAAGAUACUCAUGUUUGUACCGAUACCAAUACUCGUGACUUAGGUGAAGAUCGCGACCUUACACAUCAUGAUGACUUUCAUUUGCAAACUAAUGUGUUACAUACUUCGUCUAAUAAUGAAGAGAAGAGUAGUGACAACGACGAUUUUGUGCUCAUCAACGAACAUAAAGGUAAAAAACGGAGAAGGAAAGAUCAAGGAUGUAAUAAUAGAGAAGCUGUACGUAAGUACCGUGAAAAGAUUAAGGCACGAGAAGCCAUCCUAGAGGAAGAGAUUCAAAAGUUAAAGGAUUCAAAUCAACAAUUGUUAAAGAGACUAGAAGGUGAGCGCGCGUUGCAUGCUGAGAUUUCGGGGCUUAAGUGUUUGCUUGUUGAUAUACGAGGGAGAAUCGAAGGGGAGAUUAGCUCUUUUCGGUAUCACAAACCAUCUAAUACUAGUUUUCAUCGUGGUUAUGAUCAUAGGAUACUAUGCAAUGAACAUUAUGGAAUUGGUGGAAAAAAGUUGCAAUUAGAUUCAGUGUUGUAUGAUGGUGGUGAAUCUAUGAAGGUUAAUUACAUGAAGAGUAAGAGUGUGGGUACUAAACCGUCGAAAGACAUUUUUAUUUUUGGAAAAGAAUUGGACAACCAUUAGUUGUUCAAUUGGUAAAUUCAACUAUUCAAGCACAUCAAUAAUUUUAUUGAUGUCGUUUUAGUUUUAUCUUGAUUUUCAAAUUAGAAAUCCCAUCUGGAUUAUUAAAAAAAACAAAUAAUAAUACACACUUGAACUUAUUAUUUACUGCUUUUCAAGUUUUGUGAAUUUUCAAAUUUAGUGAUUGUAAGAAAAAGUAUUGUGAGAGACCGAACUCACGCUAAGACGGAUAUAAAAUAUCAUCUAUACUACUUCUAUAUUUUCAUAUA
Chenopodium quinoa (quinoa) is the source of this 1166-nucleotide messenger RNA. RefSeq names its product basic leucine zipper 23-like. The coding region runs from base 91 to 900 and encodes 269 amino acids. The transcript is spliced from 2 exons. NCBI's taxonomy places the organism in Eukaryota, Viridiplantae, Streptophyta, Magnoliopsida, Caryophyllales, Amaranthaceae. Gene Ontology annotation, molecular function: DNA-binding transcription factor activity, RNA polymerase II-specific; RNA polymerase II cis-regulatory region sequence-specific DNA binding. Gene Ontology annotation, biological process: DNA-templated transcription; regulation of transcription by RNA polymerase II. The record is from RefSeq and is a predicted model, not a curated record.